Messenger RNA from Penicillium salamii, 3519 nucleotides. The record is from the annotation of a GenBank genome assembly. Lineage: Eukaryota; Fungi; Ascomycota; Eurotiomycetes; Eurotiales; Aspergillaceae.
AUGAUGGUGCUUUCCUUUACCUUUUUGCUGGCUGUUGCCCUUGUCUUUGCGGACUCGGUAUUCAGCAACCAUAUCCGUUACGGGGGACACGACCGUCGAGAGGCGGCCGCUCUAAAGUCCCCGUGGGAACCUCAUGAGCUGUUGUCCCGACAAAGUGGCCAGACUGGAGGCACCACAUCCGCCUCCUCUUCGAACGGUGACUACACCUGUGGUCCCGGUAGACCGUUUUGGCUUCUGCGGCACGACGUCGGAGUUCUGUGGCAAAGGCUGUCAACACACUGUAAACAGCCUAAACCAGUUGUUAAAGCCAGCAAGCCCCGAAAAGUAGUCAUUGGGUACUAUGAAGGGUGGAAUAUGGGCAAAGCAUGCGGCACCAUGAGUCCGGAAGACAUUCCUAUCAGGAUGUUAACUCAUGUUUUCUUCUCGUUUGGCUUCAUUGCCCCUGGAACUUUCAAAAUCGAGAACAUGAAAGAUUUCCAGCCCAGUCUUUUUGGAAGAGUGACGGAUCUGAAGAUGAAAAACCCAGAUCUCAAGGUUGUCAUUGCAUUGGGUGGUUGGACCCAUAAUGAUCCAGGCCCUUACCAAAAGGUCUUCUCAGACAUGGCCUCCACCGCGGCCAAUCGCAAGAAAUUCAUCCAGAAUAUCCUCGGCUUCAUGACUCAGUACGGAUUUGACGGUGUCGAUAUAGACUGGGAGUAUCCCGGAGCCGAGGACAGAGGUGGGAUCCCCGAAGAUGGCGAGAACUUCACUUUGCUUCUUCAAGAUCUCAAGGCUGCAUUCGAUGGACGAUAUAUUCUCACAUUCACAAUACCAACGUCUUAUUGGUACCUCCGCCAUUUCGACAUCAAGAAGAGUGUGAAAGCGGCCGACUGGGUCAACCUUAUGUCAUACGACCUUCAUGGAGUAUGGGAUCAGGACAAUCCAAUUGGCAGCCAUGUGAUGGGCCAUUCAAACAUUACGGAAAUAGACCUCGCAUUGAACCUGCUCUGGAGAAAUGAUAUACCCCCGAACAAGAUCGUCCUCGGAACUGGGUUUUAUGGACGGACUUUCGCGCUGGAGGAUCCAUCAUGCACAGGGCCGGGCUGUAAGUUCAGCGGGCCGGGCUCUAAGGGCCCUUGUACGGACACUGCUGGGUUCCUCUCAUACAAAGGCAAGUACUUAGACAUCCUGCGGUCAAGCAAGGCCAAAGCAAAGUUCGACAAAAAGGCUGCAGUCAAAUAUUUGACGUACGGCCAACACAGCUGGAAUAAGAAGCAAUCGGCAUCCUCUUCGUCUUCUGAAUUGUCAAAGCGAGACGAGAGCAAUUUUGUUGCGAUGGACAUGUCUUCUGUAACCAGCUGGAUUUCAUAUGACGAUGCUUCGACAAUCGAGACAAAAGUCGACUUUGCCAGCGAAAAGGGCCUGAUGGGCGUCAUGUCCUGGGCAGUUGACCUGGACGACGAGCAGGGCCAGCUCAUCCGGGGCCUUUCUGGUGGCGAGAUGGAGUCGAUCGAGGAUCUCGCCAUGAACGUUACUGAAUUUCCCAAGUCGGUGUCACACACCAUGCAGGACCCAUCGAAGUGCUAUAUCUCCAAGUGUGGAGAAUUCUGCAAGAGUGGCUAUACGGGGGUAAGUCGCUCGAACACCGACCUCAAUGGGCGCGGCCGGUGUGACACUGGCAAAACCGCGAAGGCGCGCUUCAUUUGCUGUCCCUCAUUCUCUGGCCCGAAGCCCGAAGAUUGUCGAUGGGAUGAUAGCCACUCCUCAGCCUACAAGAAAGACUGUUCUGGUAAAUGCAAGGUUGGAGAGAUUCUCAUCGUGAAUGACAGCUUUGGUUGGAAAGGUACUCUUCAUGGUGGGGGGUACGGAGAUCGAUGCUCCCGUGGCGCCAAGAGCUUCUGCUGCAAGGCUGGCAAUAUGGAGCAAUACCUCAAGAUCUGUACUUGGACCAAAUGUGGUGGCAAGUGUCCAUCAGACCGGCCCUAUGAGCUCACCACUGAUAGCGGAGGCCCCAAUCCAAAUGGGCGCUGCACUGAUUCCACGAACGCCCUCGUCGAUCCUCAAGGUGCGAAAAAUCGCAGACUAUACUGUCCGAGUAAGAACUCAUUCCGCAACUGUGGGUGGAAUUCGGCAAAGUACUGUUCCAGCACCUGCGGUCUCAACCAGAUCACCCUUGAUUUAGACCCUCUCGGUAAAUCCUCUGCCAACAAUCCGUGCCACAAUGGUCGACAGCAGGCCUUCUGUUGUGAUCCACCGGGUGGCCUCAACUCCCCGUUCCUGCCGGUGGAUUUGGAGAAACUAUUCCCCCCUAAGUAUCGGCCCUCCCCAGAUGCACAGCCCACGUUCGAGCUGGCGAGCUUUGGUAGAAGGUACACGGGUCCAACCAAGGACGAGAACCCCAAUAACAGUGGCGUUGCCUUCUUCCUCGUUGCAGGAAGCUACACCGCUGUCAGUUCCAUGAGCAAGCGUGAAAACCCGGGGCUCGAGUUCAUCGACUGCCCAUCCGAUAUUCUCUCUCGGUCAAACGAUGAGCACCAAACAGUGCGUGUGGUUUGCUACUCGGAGAACGUGCCUGACUGCUUCAGGGUGCAGGAGGGCGGUGUCGAGGGCACAGUUGUCCAGAUGCCUGAAGAAUGUGGCGGCACAUCUUGGGCGCGCGCCAUCUCCCUCACCCUCUCGCAGAACCAAACAGUCCCCGGUCACCUGGCCAAGCGGGGGUCGACUACCUCCCCCGUGUUUGACUUCAAGUUCGACUAUAACACAGCCCUGGUCCGCCGGGAUGCCGGAGAGUUCAGUGUCCGAAUGGAUUUCUCGAACGUGCCCGGGUACUGGAACGCCGUGGUAGACGCCCCGGGGUCUUCAAGCGGUAAGCGAGACCUCAAACAACUCGUAGAUCGUUUCUACGGUUGUUCGAGUGAGUGGUACUCCAAGUUCAAGUCGUUGAAGUUCCCUUCAGCCGAAGCGAUCGAGUACACAGAAAAGCUCGACCAGUUGGUUUAUCACAACCCCCAGGUCUGUCAGCAUGGGGGUAAACAGGUGGGAGAGUCGUUGAGCAUUGCUAUGGAAGGCACAACAACUGUGAAGUCGCAUUUCGGGUUUUCAAUGAUUGCCACAUGGAAACCUGGAAAGUCAUUCAAAGUCCAUCAGGCGGCCGGCUUCUUCCACCCGGAUGGAAAAACGGACAUGAGCUUCAAGAUUGGAGGACAGGGAGUCCUGGACAGCUCCCAGAGCUUGAAGGUAUCGACCAUCACGAAGAUUCUGGGGGAAUCCAGCCUGGCCGGAAAGAGCAUCUACAAAGGAUGGGCCUCGUUUGACUUGUACCGGGAAAGCAGGGUCAACCUCCGGAGCAGCGGUGGCAACUCAGGGGCAGUCGCAGUAGAUGGAUACGCAGAAUCCCGCAUCCAGUCCGACUGGGGUCGUGUCCGGGUGGAUUUCCCAGCUGGCGGAACCGAAGCCCCGUUAGAGGGGGAUUCUGAAGGAAGGCGUGUAGAAGACAAAGUCAGCACGUCGAAAAUCAGUGUUUUCCCGCUGGAACUUUGA